GCCCAGUGUCGCCGUGUGGUUCUUCGGUGCGGUGCGGUGCCUUCCCACAGUGGCUUGGACUCGAAAGACGCGUGGAUGCUCUGUGUGGACUCUUUCUUGAAAUAUUCCAGAACGCCAACAGGAGUCCUUCUAUAUUUUCCACUUAAUAUAUUUUUUUACGACUUUUUUCACACUUUUUGACACAAACACGCGUUAGUGUUUGUGUACGCGCGUGCACGCGCACAGGUAUUACGCGAGACUACCCCGGAAGAACCCGUAGUGCAGGUUACGUUUUUUGUUGUUAUGUAGCAAAGCCCAGCAUAAUGGAGGUGUUUACGGGUACCUUUUGAGCUUGUUUCUUCAUCUCAAUGCGCCGAAAGUGAAUUUGAAACGACGGCGAAGCAACAUGAAGAGUGUGAAGAAGAAGCUGUACGUGCUUAUGGACGUGCUGUGCGUGCUUGUUGCGGCACUACCCUUCAUCAUCAUGACCAUCGUCUUCAAACCUUACCAGAGGGGCGUGUACUGCGACGACGAAAGCAUCAAGUACCCGCUCAAAGCGGACACCAUCACCCACAGCAUGCUGGCCGCCGUCACCAUCUCCUGCACAGUCGUCAUUAUCUCAUCCGGAGAAGCGUAUCUGGUGUACAGCAAAAGGAUUUACUCCAAUUCCGACUUCAACCAGUACGUGGCCGCCCUCUACAAGGUUGUGGGCACCUUCCUGUUUGGAGCCGCGGUUAGCCAGUCGCUAACUGACCUGGCCAAGUUCACCAUCGGCCGGCCUAGGCCUAACUUCAUGGCCGUGUGCGCCCCUAAAGUGUGCACGGGCUACAUGCAGAUAAUCAACUGCACGGGCAAUCCUCAGGAUGUCACAGAGUCCAGGUUGUCCUUCUACUCGGGUCACUCGUCUUUCGGCAUGUACUGCAUGCUCUUCCUCGCGCUGUACGUGCAGGCCCGGCUGGUGGCCAAGUGGGCGCGACUCCUGCGGCCCACCGUGCAGUUCUUCCUGGUGGCCUUCGCCGUCUACGUAGGCUACACGCGCGUCUCCGAUUACAAGCACCACUGGAGCGACGUGCUGGUGGGGCUGCUGCAGGGGGCGCUCGUCGCCAUGCUCAACGUGCGCUUUGUGUCGGACUUUUUCAAGAAGCGUCCGCCGUGCCGCGCCAAGCCCGAGUGCGCCGACAGCGAGGAGCCCGAAAGGAAGCCCAGCCUUCAAUUUGUCGACUCAGAGCACACCAACCAUUACAACUGUCAUCCGGUGUGACCACGCUCGCCGCCAAUCACACGGUACCAAACCCCCCCCCCCCCACCGACACCCCCCCACUUCAUCCGGCGGGCGUGUCGUCUUCCCGUUUUGAGUCAACCACUCACCUCCCAUCUGCUUCUCACUACCACUAGACUGAGCGAGAGGGUUCGUCCUCUCCGAAACGCCUCCUCGUCCUCUUGGAGGCAGUGUCCAAAACGCACGCGCCGCCGGUUCGCGUUGAAGGCAAAGACUCGGAAAUGAUGUGGCGGCGCAACGCCGGCUGAGCAAUCGCUGACGACAAGCUCGUGUUCGUUCACUCGUUCUCAUUUCGGCUUUUUGUACCGAUGUCGCUUUUGUCGUGCGUCGGUGUGGAUUCUCUUCGAGGCGCACCACUACUACCGCUUGAGCUUUCCUCAUCAGAUCCUUCUUGAGGCACGCCCGCGCAAUCCAGAAAAAGACAAAUUCUGCCUGAAACACAAUCGUGCAGUUGGAGUAUUAGGGGGAACAAAAAGCACGGCGGGGCCACUCAAUUUUGAGAUUUGAAAACAAAUAGCUGAAGCUGAAAGAGAAAGUGUUAGCAUUAGCAUAUGCUCCCUCUUACGUGUUCCAGUUUAGGGGUGAGUGGUAUCAUUUUGAACAUGUUUUGUAUUUUACAAGAAAAGAUGCAAAAUUGCAAGAAAAAAAGCUGAAUAUUUUGAUGGUUGUUGUUGUAAUGUUGCUUUUUGAGGGGGGGAAAUGUUAUAUAAGAAUUCGAGGCGUAACAAAAAUUGAUGUGAAUCACACCAUCAAAUUGAAUCAUUCUUUAAAAUGUGCCACCCUUGAAUCAAAUACCACCCCAACAUAUGUAAAAAAAGAUCGUCUUUUAUUGGUGAGAUGCACACCCCUAAAUUUUCAUCGGACAUUCUUUUAUCAUACUUUAGUCAUACUUUUAAAAUAAGUUGAAAUUUGAUGGAGAGAAAAAAAUAAGAAAAUGACUUGAAUUCAAUAAAAGUCAGAAAUUUGCAAGAAAAAUUUGAGUGCAAGGAAAAGUAGCUAUUUUGCAAUCAUGUCAUUCUAAUUUCAAAACGCUGAAUUUCCCUAAGUAUGCAUGUAAAAAAAAAUUGUGUCACUCCAAGUAUUGGACUAAUCGAUCUAUUCCACACAAUUCCUGAUGCACGAUUGAUCUGUGUUGCGCUCUCAUCUUAUUUAGCCCCUUUUUUUGCAUUAUUGCAAUUGUAAAGGCAGGCUUGUCCAUUCGGCUCUAUCAGUAGAGUGUGUGUGUGUGUGUGUGUGUGUGUGUGUGUGUGUGUGUGUGUGUGUGUGUGUGUGUGUGUGUGUGUGUGUGCGCAGUUGACGAUCUUUUUCUACUCUGUGACUUGUGGGUGUCACGUGAGUGAGGAAGGACUGCAGUGUAGAUUUGUAAAGCUAUGUGCAUAUACCACUACCAUGUUGCCCAAUUUUAAAAAAAAUCAUUUUAUCAUCAAAUGUAAGGAUGAGACACGUUUUUUUUUUUUUAAAAGGAAAACUGCCUUAAUUUAUUGAAAACCUUCUUUCUAUUUUUAUUGUGCAAUCACCCUGCUUGCCACUUUGAGCUGUACACGCUCUAUCAUAUGAAUGCGAGAAAGAGAGAGAGGGAGAGACGGAUAGAUAGAGAUAUAUCGAUAAAUAAUUGUAAUUUUCACGUAAUUGUGUUCGUGUAGAGCAAGGGUGGGUAAACUUGUGCUCAAGGGGCCACAUUUGAUUUGGAACACAGACAGAUGGGCCGAUGUGAAGAUGUGGUUAAAAAAAUAAAUUCAUGUGUACCAUACCAUAUUUUGACUACCGUUCGAGAAUGUUUCAGGUCACUUGGGAAAUAUCCUUUAUUUUUGAAAGAAUUGCACGAAUGUAUAAUAAGUGUUGCCUCAAGUUAAAUUUAUAUUUUUAAAUAAUAAUAAUAAUAAAAAUCAUCUGUUCACAUUAAAAUGAAUGUAUAUCUCAUUCAUUUGUUCCAGCACUUCCAAAACCGGCAACAAAAAGGUUUUCUUUUUAUUAGAAAAAUAGUAUUUUACUUUCUUAAAACAUAUAGUGAUAACAUUUAACACGAGUAGACUGUAAAUUAUUCAACAAUUUGUGCAUCAUGAUAAUCCAAUGGGCAUUGUGCUGCUCCUUCUGGUGGGCACAUUCCAUCAGAACUAAGAUGCAAUAAUUUGGCAUUUUUGGUAGUCGAUAAGAUGGCGGCAAAGCACUUUUUUGUAUUCAAUCAUGCUUCCGGGCAUGACAACAUGAAGUUUCUCCCCCUCGUUGUUGUUGAACAAAGUUGCUUGGCACUAAGGUGCCACCAGAUGGCACCAAAGCUGUUCUUUUGUAUUUGGCAUGGCUUUAGCCUAUGCACAAAAACUGACUAAAAAUCACUGAAAAAGGAAAAAUUGUGAAUGCCGAAUGUGGGGUUCACUGUCUGGAAACAUUUUUCUGUUCCAAAGUUUGAGUCAUUAAAACUGUUAUUAUAUUAUGAAUAAAAUAACUUUUUAGGGGAUCCCUUAAAUACUUGCAAGUGCAAAGAUAUGAAUUACAGGCAGAACAUUUGACUGUUUUACAAUACUUUGUCUUAUAACAUUUGUUUAAUAUUACACCUGAAAUAAAAAUCAGCAAAAAAUUGGCCGGUAUUUUUUUUUCCUCUAGUUAUGUUGUAAUGUGCUAAUCAGUGAAGAAAAAUAACCUCUGAUUUCUGCUGAUUUUAAAAGAGCUAACUGGCCAAUGCGGUGGGCCAUCGUUGUCAAUAUAGUAAAAACUGAACAAAUAAAUACAUUUUAAAAAGUUUUUCUUUCAAAGUAUAAGACCCUAAAUUUUAUGUUUUUUUUUAAACAUACAAAAGAUAUAUCUUCAUUUGUUUUAUUCUCAAUUUAAUUCUAAUUCUGAGAAAUUAACUAUUUUUUAAUACAACAUAUACAAAUUUGUUUUUUAUUUUACCAAUAUUUGAACUUAUAUACAAUAAAACAACUCACCAUUUCUUAAUGUAAUAAAAUAAAUUUUAAUACCCCAAUUUUAGUGAAAAAGAGAUCCAAAUUAAUGUACAAAAUAUCCCAGGACUCUUGAUCGAGAUCACCCCAAUGUGGCCCCCAAGCCGUAUUUUGCCCACCCAUGUUGUCGCAAUCUCAGUUUCCAAAUGUAAGCCAGAUGCCUCUGCGGGACAAAAUGGCCACCGUAGUGAACACUCACAUGUACAGCUCUGUUCUUAUGAAGCCAAGGAAUGAAGGGUAGUUACGCCAUACAACGAAGGGCCAGACGAAGACCUGAAACGUGGCCGCUAAUCAUGUCAAAUAGACAAAAAAGCACAAAGAGCUGCUCCAGAUGAAGUGUUGUGUGAGACCCAGACUCCUCGCCAAUGUUCUCAGCCUCUCAUGUUUUAUCCGUGUGUGCCUUCAAAAGGUGCUAUUGAGUGUGUGUCACCAUGUAAUUAGAAACUCUAUGUUGUGAUUGUGUGUACAUUUUGGAAUAAACAUGUAAUCUGCAUUCA
Hippocampus comes (tiger tail seahorse) is the source of this 4694-nucleotide messenger RNA. RefSeq names its product phospholipid phosphatase 2b (gene plpp2b). Bases 386 to 1240 code for a protein of 284 amino acids. The record is from RefSeq and is a predicted model, not a curated record. Gene Ontology annotation, cellular component: plasma membrane. Gene Ontology annotation, biological process: phospholipid metabolic process; phospholipid dephosphorylation; signal transduction. The transcript has 6 exons. Gene Ontology annotation, molecular function: phosphatidate phosphatase activity. Lineage: Eukaryota; Metazoa; Chordata; Actinopteri; Syngnathiformes; Syngnathidae.